AUGCCCCACAACGCCACCCACAUGCCCAUGGAAACCUUGAACAAAUCCUUCAGCAACACACUCGCUUUGAAUAUCACAACGAACUCGUCUCAGAAGCAGAAAUGCUUCUCUUCUCAGAAUCAUCCCGAUGACGUGAGAGACCGUUCUGUAACGAAGCCAGUGUCAGAGAGAGGAUGUGCCCCAAUUGAACUCCUCCCAAUGGAGAUAUUUGAUCAAAUCAUUCCCCACCUCGCAAUUGAUACCCCAAGCAAUGGCUACGCCCCAAGGAACAAGGACCUUGCUUCUUGUCUUUUGGUUUCCAGAGCGUUCCACUGUGCUACACUUUCAACUUUAUACGCGAACGUUACCUUCCCUCACUCCACAAUCUUCUCAAAGUUCCUAGCUCAUAUCUCAAGAUACCCCGACCUGGGCGAGUUGGUGAAGCGGUUGGACUUCUCUCACUUCACUUCAGUGGGCCUGGGGAGGACCAGAAGGAUGAACUACGAGAUUCAAAAGUUGACUGCCACUACCCUUCGCAAGUGCCUUGAUCUCAACCCUAACCUCCGAGAAUUCUUUGCCUCGGAGGCCUUGGACGACGAUAUGGACCAGAAGGUGUUGGAGAAGUUGUUCUGUGACCUCCCCCGUCUGAAUGCAGUGGAUUUUUGUGCUGCCUCUUCAGCUGUUUUUGUUAGUGGCUUUUUGAACGCCGUUUCUCCAAACAAUCCUCUACUGCCAGAAGUCAUGCCAAUCAAGAGACUGGGCCUUCAUGGAUGUACUACUCUGCCUCCGUCCAUAUUUGCCACUUUGUUGUCUCGUUUGUCUAAUUUGACCCAUCUCGAUUUGACCCACACUCAAAUCACGGACGGAACAUUGCACGCUAUCCCACAGACCGCAAGACUCACCCAUCUUUCGCUCUCUAAAUGUAACCGGUUGAAGGGGCCCGCUGUUGUCGAUUUUCUCAUCAACCAUCCUUCUACUCAGGGUCUAAUCCACCUUAACCUGCUCUAUGACACGGGAAGAUACCGUCUUCUUACCAGUGCGGACGUAGAUGAAUUGCUACCGGAGCUCCCACUUACACUCCGUUCUUUGAACAUUUCUGGGGCAAAGAUUAACUUCACACAUGUCCCUCAGCUUCGCCGCCUUGCGAAGCAACUCGAAGAGCUAUCCAUCGGAAACGCGGAUCUCUCGGUCGAAAACAUGAACAGUAUCCUCCAGCAGGGAGAUGGUCUUGAGGGGCCAGGAAACGACACCACCUCAAGGUCUACUCUACGAUACUUGGACCUCACUGGAAUUUCAUCCAUUACACCAUCCUCACUCAUCGACACUACUGGUUGCUCGCUUCUUACACAAGCCUCGUACCCUCUCCGCGUCAUUGAAGUUGGCGAGAAGAUUAUCGAGGGCUUGAAGGACAGACCUAAGUCAAGCAAGAGACUUGGUUGGGCCAUUAAGAGCCAGCACAGAAGGUCUUGGUAUAUCCGCGAGAAGAGUGAAAUCCCAGACGAUGAUGAUGGUAGCCGUUCCUGGAAGAUGGGCGGUAAAUGGUGGGGAGGAAGGAAAGUUGGGAUGGGCCAAGCUGAAAUCAGUGGUAUCUACGGAUACUAUGGUUUCGGAAAAUAA
Messenger RNA from Morchella importuna, 1596 nucleotides. RefSeq lists its product as uncharacterized. The transcript has 2 exons. Lineage: Eukaryota; Fungi; Ascomycota; Pezizomycetes; Pezizales; Morchellaceae. The record is from RefSeq and is a predicted model, not a curated record. The coding region runs from base 1 to 1596 and encodes 531 amino acids.